AUGCACAAUCUUCAUCACUUUGGGGUCCAACCAUUGCGUCGAUCUCGGCCUAAUAAUACCGGCGCCCGUCCUGUUCUGAAGCGAAAUACACCUCGGGUUUAUGCAGACCAGAUUGUUUCCCUCGCCCGCCUCCCCUCCCCUCUUUGUCUGCCUCCACGGGCUAACUGGGCACUGGACGGGGAAGACGUUCAGGCCGAUUGGCCUGUUAAUAACUCGACGUUGUGUGGUUGCACCGAGAAGAGAGGUCCCGCGGAUUGGACAAUGAAGUGGAUGAAGUUGACUAAGAUGCCGACAGCUAGAGACCCGGUCUUUCCAAACCUGUACCGCUACCUGCAAUAUAUCUGGAACCCCGUUGCUACACUCAUCCUCAACAAACCACAAACGUCAGAAUCGAACGUCGUCCAUCGAACUUCAGCGGCCGCUCUUGGCACCGGGUCAAACGAUUCCGCCCAUCUACAACCUCUCUCCCUAUUUGCUUCACUGGGAAAAGAAGAAAAAGAAAAUCGCGUCCGGCAACCCGCAACGAUGAUGCACGACGUCCCGCGCAUUGAGCAGCUUCUCGAGCGGUAUCUGGACCUUCUCGACGAGUACACCACCCUCCGUGAUUCUCUCGGCAAGGCACAGGCUGCCAUGUAUCAAAACCUGGCCCGCGCCAACUUCACCGCGGAACGCGGCAUGCGCUACGGCCAGGACUACUAUGACGACCGAAUGCAAGCUUCGCGGACUCUCACCAUCAGGCGCCAGGACGACCGCUCACCGCCUCGCUUUGAAGUCACCAUGCCACCAACCGAAGGCAUGGUUGACACGGACACGAAAACAGAAGACGCCUCAUCUCUCCCGGUCGACGACCAGCAGGAAGGCGGGGAACCGCCCAAAGAGGCCUCCGAGGACACCACCACUAGAACCAAACCAAGGCAUCGUGAUCCCAUCCACUGGUAUGGCAUAUUAGCUCCUAUGACAUUACGGCAAGCCCAAUCCCAAGCGGUCCGCGCCGUUCAAGAUAUCAUCCCCCGCCUCGUCACCGUCAACGCUGAACUGCAGCAUCUCGAGAUUGAGAUCCGCAGGGCUCGCAAGAAGAGGGCCAAGGCUAAAGCCGCUGCCGCUGCCGCUGCGGUGACGCCGGCAUGUGAUAAAGAUUCGGAGGCGAGCCGCACGCAAGUUCCAUCUCCUGAAGCAGCUUGUAGUCCAGUGGAAGAGACCUCUUAA
Molecule: messenger RNA, 1206 nt
Organism: Sodiomyces alkalinus F11
Lineage: Eukaryota; Fungi; Ascomycota; Sordariomycetes; Glomerellales; Plectosphaerellaceae
Exons: 7
Coding region: 1-1206 (401 amino acids)
Biological process (GO): vacuolar proton-transporting V-type ATPase complex assembly
Cellular component (GO): Vma12-Vma22 assembly complex; extrinsic component of endoplasmic reticulum membrane
Source: RefSeq, a predicted model, not a curated record